CAGAAGGGGCCACAGUUGGUCACAGCAUCCCCAAAACCCUAGGUGCAUCAGCAUGGGCUCCGUCCCAGCCCAACGGCCCAGGGAGGUGGGUGCCCCCCCAGGGCUGUGCCCCCCAGGUCUCACAGCAUCACUGCACCCCGGGUACGAGCAGCCCGGAGGUGAAGCAGUUACAGUGUGUGUGUGGGGGGGGGGCAGCCAGGUGCAGGUGUCCCUGAGGCGUCCCCGCACAGGGCACGGCGCAGUGCGAUGGCACAGGGCGAGCUGCCCGGCAGCUACAUCCAGGACGAGGGCAGCGGGGCACUCUACCAGCGGGGAUGGCUCCUGGGGGAGGUAAAUGCCCAACAUCACUCCUGCCCGCGGGCAGUCCCAGCUAGGACCCCCCCCCUUCCCGUGGGGAAACCAGCGCAGCCUGGACACAGAUGGAGGCAGAGCAGAGCAAUGCUCGGGGCAGCACCAGGAGGGGCCCCUGCGCUCUGCCCCCAACCUGGGGUCCCGAUCCCUGGGGCUCCGUCCCUCUGUCCCCCCAGGGCGCCUUCGGGCGCUGCUAUCAGCUGAUGGAGUUGUCCAGUGGAAGGGUCUACGCUGCAAAGGUGAUCCCAUGGGCCCGGCUCGCCGUGCCAGGAACCAGGGAGAGGGUGAGUCUGGGGGCACAGAACACCCCAAAGAGGAGAGCAACACCCGCAGCCCUUCCUCCUCCUUCUUCCUUCCCAUGUCUCUGGGUUGAUCUCUUGGUUCCCAUCCCCGUCUCCCCAAGGGCAGGGCACUGGUGUGUGUGUGUGUAUUGGGGGGGGGUGUCUCUGCGGGUUGCCGGGCUCUGGGCUCACCCCAAUGCAGGUGGAGCGCGAGCUGGAGCUGCACAGCUGCCUGUGCCACCGCCACAUCGUCCGCCUGCACGGGCAAUUCAGCACCCGCAGCCACGUCUACCUGCUGCUGGAGCACUGCGGCCGCGGGUCUGUUGCUGACAUCCUGCGGGCCCGGGGAGGGCUGACGGAGGCGGAGGCGCGGUACUACCUGCGGCAGGUGAUUGCGGGGCUGCGCUACCUCCACGGGCACGGCCUCGUGCACCGGGACCUCAAGCCAAGUAACCUGCUGGUGACCAAGGAGAUGCAGGUGAAGAUCGGGGACCUGGGGCUGGCACGGCAGGCGGCGGCGGGCGGGCGGCACUGGGGGUGAGCACGGCCAUGGCCCCCACCCAUCGGGGUCCCAGAGCGGGGUUCACCCUGCCCUCCAUGCAGGGCGCUCUG
Molecule: messenger RNA, 1244 nt
Organism: Numida meleagris (helmeted guineafowl)
Lineage: Eukaryota; Metazoa; Chordata; Aves; Galliformes; Numididae
Product: inactive serine/threonine-protein kinase PLK5-like
Exons: 3
Coding region: 829-1173 (114 amino acids)
Biological process (GO): regulation of cytokinesis; mitotic cell cycle; protein phosphorylation
Cellular component (GO): spindle pole; nucleus; centrosome
Molecular function (GO): ATP binding; protein serine/threonine kinase activity
Source: RefSeq, a predicted model, not a curated record